UAACAAAUUGAAAUUAAUUAAUAAAUAUGGAGGAAACUAAGAGAUUACACGAACAGAUUUAUGGACUUAGGGGGUUUGAACCUCCAAACCCACCCAAGCUUAUAGAGUCCAUUGAGGAGCACCGACCGAAGUUACAGCCGUAUGAGACAAGUCCGGCGGAAACAAGACCGGUGAUUAUUAUAGAUAAUGGGUCGUAUAACUGCAGAGCUGGAUGGAGCUUUGAAGAAAAACCUUACUUAGACUUUAGAUCUCAGGUCACAAAGCCGAAAAGUCUUAAUAGAGAGUUUUCGUAUAAAGAUUUCUUGGUAGGUGAUGAAUGUGACCUAUUUGAAACGGGGAAAAUACAAAAGAAAACACCCUUUGACAAGAAUGUGGUAUAUAAUAUAAAUAAUCAGGAAGCUAUUUUUGAUCAUGUAUUCUCACACCUUGGAGUUUCUGGAGAUUCGGUGAAUUACCCAGUACUGCUUACAGAGGCAUUCUGAAAUCCAAAUUACUCAAGAGCAAUGGUAUCUGAGCUACUUUUUGAGAAAUAUGAAGUUCCAUAUCUAACUCUUUCAGUAGAUUUCUUGCUGUCCUUUUAUUACAAUCAAGUUAAAAGAUAUGAAGGUCGUUCAGUGCCUCUUAGUGGGUUGUGUGUUUCCUCUUCUCAUAAUGUGACUCACAUAGUUCCAAUACUUGAAGGAUGAGUGAAUGUACCAAAGUCGAAAAGGAUUUCACUUGGGGGAAGUCACAACAAUGAAUUGCUAACAAAGUCCUUAAACCUGCGGUAUCCAGUUCAUAAAAACAAAUUAAUACCCUCAGUUAUCCAAGAAAUCCAGGAAAGACACACUGCAUGUGCUGAGAAUUAUUCUGAGCAACUUGACUUCUUUGAAAAACAGUAUGAAAAGGAGAUGAACAGAUUGAAAGAGGAGGAUAUGGUUAAGAGAAAAAUGAUGCUUGAGGGAGGAUCAAAAGAAAGUAACACUCUUAAAAGCAUUCCUAAGAAAGGAAGUAACCUCAAAAUCUACAGGAAUGCUGUAGAUUACUCCAAUUCUCAACAAGACCCAGCUAUCAUGCCUGAUAGAGUAAUCCAGCUAGAUUGGUCCCCUAUUGAGCAGCCGUCUGAAGAGGAAGAGAAAAGAAAAGAAGCCAUGAGGAAGGAACAAGGCAAAAGACUUCGAGAUAUCAAUGCUAAGAAACGUGAAGAAAAACAAAAGAAAUUAGCCAAAGAGCUUUCUCAAAUCGAAGCUUAUGAAAAUGAUCGAUCUCUUGAAGACGACAAACUCAAGCUUAAAGAACUAGGCUUUAAGUCAAUGGAGUCUCUUUUGGAACGUAUUGAGUACAUCAGAGAGAAACUUGGUAUCACUCAAAAAGAAGAGAAAAAGGAGGAAGAGAAAUGGCCUUUGCUCUCCAUUGAUGACUCCCAACUUGAUGAAGAACAAAAGAAACUCAAGCGGAUUCAAAAGAUGCAAAAGAGCAGCUACCUGAAACGUAUGGAGAAGAGGCUCAAAGAUGAGGCUGAGCAAAACCCAGAGGAGUACCUCAAAUCCUUAAUGGAAGACCGCAAGGAACGCAAAGAACAAAUGAGCAAAAGAGAUGGUUUCAAAAGGAAGAUGAAGACUAUUGCUAAAAUUGGAGCCAUCAAUGAUGAGACUAAGAAUAAGAAAAAUAAUGAAAGCGAAGAAGACGAUUUUGGAAUCAACGAUGAAGACUGGCAGGUAUAUAAAACAAUCGCCAAACCAGGGUAUGAAGAGGAUGACCAAGAAGAAGAUAUACAAGCACUAGAAGAGAUCAAUGAAAAGAUCGCAGAAGUAGAUCCAAACUUUGGCUGCCUCUAUGGAGAUAAUGAUAAGAAGCAGAUUGACGCAGAAGAUUUUCAAUUGAGACUAUCUACUGAUAGGUUCAGAGGUUCAGAAAUAUUGUUCCAACCCUCUAUUAUUGGUCAUGAAUUUGCGGGAAUCACUGAGAUCCUUGAAAAUAUUUUCCAAACUAACAGUAAUGAAAUCAAUAAUACUCUCACAAGUUUUGUGCUUUUGACGGGAGGAAAUACGAAAAUUGAAGGAAUGGAUAAAAGAAUCAAAGCAGAAAUCCAAAUGAUCAGACCACAAGGGUCUCCCUUAAAUGUUGUCAGAGCAUAUGACCCAUCCCUUGAUGCCUGGAAUGGUGGAUUAAUGUUUGCCAGGAGAGAAGAUUUCUUAGGGCAAACAAGCAUUUCCAAAGCUCAGUACGAAGAAUGAGGGCCUUACUAUCUCAAGGCUCAUUUUGCUUCAAACCUAGCAUAUGGGGAAGCUCUUGGGGUCAAAGUAAGUUCUCAAUCACCCAAAAAGAGAGUGAAAACUGAAGAAUAAUUUGCCAUAAAAACUGUAAAUUCUUUUAUCAACAAUAAUU
Moneuplotes crassus is the source of this 2367-nucleotide messenger RNA. NCBI's taxonomy places the organism in Eukaryota, Ciliophora, Spirotrichea, Euplotida, Euplotidae. The record is from the annotation of a GenBank genome assembly.